Theobroma umbraticum is the source of this 2944-nucleotide messenger RNA. It is a transcript of the gene PTAC3, whose product is annotated as plastid transcriptionally active 3. The record is from RefSeq and is a predicted model, not a curated record. NCBI's taxonomy places the organism in Eukaryota, Viridiplantae, Streptophyta, Magnoliopsida, Malvales, Malvaceae. Gene Ontology annotation, molecular function: protein binding.
AACAAUGGCGCUCCUCUCUCUGUCCAACGUUCGAAUCGAAAAACCCAGCCUUUCUUUCCUUAAACCUCUCCGUCUCUGUGUCUUAUCCAUUCCCUCCCAAAAGAAAUGUCCCUCCUCCUCUCUCAUACUCUCCUCCCUUCGACUCCUCCUCUCUCCCGCCACCGAAACGCUGUCGUUUACGCUGCUGUAUCCUCCCCGAAGCGAAAGCCAUCACCCAGAAGGAAAAAGCGCCAAUCCGAACAAAGGAAAGACAACGACAAUGUCACUCUCUCUUCCUCGAACGCUGCCGUUUCGGCCCUCGAGAAAUCGCUCCGUCUCACCUUCAUGGAAGAGCUUAUGCAGAAAGCCAGGUCCCGAGACGUCGCCGGCGUCUCCGAUGUCAUUUAUGACAUGAUUGCCGCCGGCCUCACUCCCGGCCCCAGGUCGUUCCAUGGGCUUGUCGUUGCUCACGUACUAAAUGGUGAUGUUGAAGGCGCGAUGCAAGCAUUGAGGAGGGAAUUGGGUGUGGGUGUUCGUCCUCUCCAUGAAACGCUUGUUUCAAUGAUUCGUCUAUUUGGGUCUAAAGGCCUUGCAACCAAAGGCUUGGAAGUCCUUGCAGCAAUGGAAAAGUUAAACUACGAUAUUCGUCAAGCUUGGAUUAUUCUUGUUGAGGAGCUUGUUAGGAACAAAUAUAUGGAAGAUGCCAACAAUGUGUUUUUGAAGGGUGCCAAAGGUGGGCUGAGAGCUACAAAUGAGCUGUACGAUCUAAUGAUUGAGGAGGAUUGUAAAGUCGGGGAUCAUUCUAAUGCAUUAGAAAUUGCCUAUGAAAUGGAGGCUGCUGGACGGAUGGCAACAACUUUUCAUUUCAAUUGCCUUCUUAGUGUGCAAGCCACUUGUGGGAUACCUGAAAUAGCUUUUGCAACAUUUGAGAACAUGGAAUAUGGAGAAGAAUAUAUGAAACCUGACACAGAGACAUAUAAUUGGGUGAUUCAAGCAUAUACUAGAGCUGAAUCUUAUGACAGGGUGCAAGAUGUGGCUGAGUUACUUGGGAUGAUGGUUGAAGACCACAAGCGUGUGCAGCCUAAUGUAAAAACCUAUGCGCUGUUAGUGGAGUGCUUUACCAAGUACUGUGUUGUAAAGGAAGCUAUUCGGCACUUUCGUGCACUAAAGAAGUUUGAAGGGGGGACAAGAGUGUUGCACAAUGAAGGAAACUUUGAUGAUCCACUUUCUUUGUAUCUUCGAGCAUUAUGUCGAGAAGGAAGAAUUGUUGAAUUGCUCGAAGCUUUGCAAGCUAUGGCCAAAGAUAACCAAACUAUUCCUCCAAGAGCUAUGAUUCUAAGCAGAAAGUACCGUACACUAGUUAGCUCAUGGAUUGAACCUCUACAAGAAGAAGCUGAACUUGGAUAUGAGAUUGAUUACAUUGCUAGGUACAUUGAAGAGGGUGGGCUUACCGGUGAGCGCAAGCGAUGGGUGCCUCGGAGAGGAAAAACUCCUCUAGAUCCUGAUGCUGCUGGAUUUAUAUAUUCAAACCCUAUGGAAACCUCCUUCAAGCAAAGAUGUCUUGAGGACUGGAAGUUGCACCACCGGAAGCUUUUGAAAACCUUGCAGAAUGAAGGACUUGCAGCCCUUGGUGGUGCAUCUGAAUCUGAUUAUGUGAGAGUCGUGGAGAGGUUAAAGAAAAUGAUAAAAGGUCCUGACCAGAAUGUUUUAAAACCCAAGGCUGCUAGUAAGAUGAUAGUAUCUGAGCUAAAAGAAGAGCUUGAGGCACAAGGUCUACCAAUUGACGGAACAAGAAAUGUUCUUUACCAGCGUGUGCAAAAAGCAAGGAGAAUAAACCGGUCACGUGGUCGGCCUCUUUGGGUUCCUCCUGUGGAGGAGGAAGAGGAAGAGGUUGAUGAGGAGGUAGAUGAGCUAAUUUCACGGAUCAAGUUGGAAGAAGGAAAUACAGAGUUCUGGAAACGCCGCUUUCUUGGAGAAGGCUUGAAUGUUGAUCAUGUGAAGCCUAUCGAUGAGGGUGAAUCAGAACCUGCAGAUGAUGAGCUGGAUGAUGGCGAUGUUGUAGAAGACGCUGCAAAGGAUAUUGAAGAUGAUGAAGCUGAUGAAGAGGAGGAAGUAGAACAAACUGAAAGCCAAGAAGGAGACAGGAUUAAGGAUAAGGAAGUUGAAGCUAAGAAGCCUCUUCAAAUGAUUGGGGUUCAAUUGUUGAAAGACUCUGACCAAAGAACCACUAGAUCCAAAAAAUCAAGAAGAAGGUCUUCUCGAGUUUCAGUAGAGGAUGAUGAUGACGACGAUUGGUUUCCUGAGGAUAUUUUUGAAGCAUUUCAGGAGCUGAGAGAUAGGAAGGUGUUUGACGUAGAAGACAUGUACACAAUAGCCGAUGCUUGGGGUUGGACGUGGGAGAAAGAACUGAAAAAUAAACCUCCUCGAAAAUGGUCACAAGAAUGGGAAGUUGAGUUGGCUAUUCAAGUAAUGCAGAAGGUUAUAGAAUUGGGUGGAACACCCACUGUGGGGGAUUGUGCUAUGAUACUCCGUGCAGCUAUAAAGGCUCCUAUGCCUUCAGCCUUCUUGAAGAUCUUGCAGACGGCACACAGUCUUGGUUUCGUCUUUGGGAGUCCCCUCUAUGAUGAAGUAAUCUCAUUAUGCGUUGACCUUGGAGAACUAGAUGCAGCCAUUGCGAUUGUUGCAGACCUGGAGACUACUGGAAUCACAGUCCCUGACCAAACCCUUGACAGGGUUAUUUCUGCCAGACAGACAGUUGACACUGCUGGUGAUGAUGCAUUAUCAUCAUUAUAGCAGCAGGUGUAUAAUCCAAUUUUCAUGUUGUAUAGUUCUAACUAGCAUCAUAAACAAGCAUUCCUUAUAUGGAUUUGCAGCCAGCUAGCAUUUCCAUUGCUGCAAAAUUCAGAGCAUAAUGUAACUGUAAAUUAUUUCAAUAUUUUGUUCAUAACUGUAUUCUUCCCACUAA